Chelonoidis abingdonii (Abingdon island giant tortoise) is the source of this 1564-nucleotide messenger RNA. NCBI's taxonomy places the organism in Eukaryota, Metazoa, Chordata, Testudines, Testudinidae. The record is from RefSeq and is a predicted model, not a curated record.
AAAAGGAAACCAAGUUCUGUCUCCUGGAGCUUCUGUUGGAAAUGGCCUAACGCCAGAGGCUGCAAAAGACCUGGGUCUUGCUGAAGGGACUGCAGUAGCAGCAUCUCUCAUUGAUGCACAUGCUGGAGGACUAGGAGUGAUUGGAGCAGAUGUGAAAGGAUAUAACCUGCCCUGUGAAAAUCAGCCAGUUACUUCUCGGCUUGCUGUGAUCUGUGGAACAUCUUCCUGUCACAUGGGGAUAAGUGAUGCUCCCAUUUUUGUGCCUGGUGUUUGGGGUCCCUAUUACUCAGCCAUGGUGCCUGGAUUCUGGUUGAACGAGGGAGGCCAAAGUGCUACAGGAAAACUGAUAGAUCACGUAGUCCGAGGCCACGUUGCCUUCCCAGAGUUACAAGCAAAAGCUGCAGCCAGUGCUCAAAAUAUAUAUACAUACUUGAACAGUCACCUGGAUCUGAUUAAGAAAUCUUUGCCUGUGGGUUUCCUCGCUGUUGAUUUACACGUUUGGCCAGAUUUCCAUGGUAACCGAUCUCCCUUAGCAGAUCUGACACUGAAGGGCAUGGUUGUUGGACUGACAUUGUCUCAGGGCCUUGAUGAACUCGCUCUUAUCUACUUGGCCACAAUUCAAGCCAUUGCUUUGGGAACAAGACAUAUUUUGGAAACUCUGCAGUCUGCCGGGCAUCACAUCAGCACUCUGUUUCUGUGCGGUGGACUGAGCAAGAAUCCACUCUUUGUGCAGAUGCAUGCUGACGUUACCGGCAAGCCCAUUGUCCUGUCCAAAGAGGUGGAGUCUGUUUUAGUUGGUGCUGCUAUUCUUGGAGCUUGUGCUUCUGGAGAUUUUGCUUCGGUACAGGAGGCCAUGGAAAGAAUGGGGAAAAUCGGGAGAAUUGUGCAACCAAACCACAGGGAUAAAAGAUUUUAUGACAAGAAGUAUGAAGUGUUUCUGAAACUUGUUGAACAUCAGAGAGAGUAUAAAGCCAUCAUGCAAGGCGUAUAAUCAACAGUCAUAUAGUCUGAGAACUACAGGGAUCACAGAAUUUCCAGAGGUUUACAAUUAAAAGUUCAUAGGAAUUUUGUCUCAUUGUGUCAUUCAAUUUAAAACAAAAUUGUUCUUUCUAAUUUUAAUGUAAAAAUCUAGUACUUUCACUACGUGCUGUUGCACUAAGUAAUCUGUCAAGCCACUGCACGCCAUUGGACUAUAGAUUGGGGUUCUCAACCUAUUUCUUUCUGAGCCCCCCCAAUAUGCUAUAAAAACUCCACAACAUUUUUUCUGCAUAUAAAAGCCAGAGCCAGUGUUAGGGGGUAGCAAGCAGGGUAAUUGUCCAGGGCCUCAUGCUAUAAGGGGUACAGUGAAGCUAAGUUGUUCAGACUUUGGUUUCAGCCCCAGAUGAUGGGGUCUGGGGCCCUGGGCUGCAGUCCUGCAUGGCGGGGCUUUGGCUUUCUGCCCUGGGCCCUAGCGAGUCUAAUGCCGGCCAGGCUCGGUGCACCCUCUGAAACCUGCCCCAGACCCCUGUUUGAGAACCACUGCUAUAGAUGACCAUUGACUCCAGUUAAAAAAAAAAAAAAAAAA